AUGAGCGAAAGCGUAACGAGUGUUGAUACCAAGUCGAGUCGACUUCCAAUCAGCACCAAGACGUGUGUGAUAAUUGGUUUCGUUUCCCUUUUAGCAUAUGGUGUUAGAUCGCACGCUUAUUGGACACUGUUGGUGGUUGUAUUCCCUCUUUUGAUAAUAGGGUUCUUACUGUUGAACCCGUAUUCAUACACUGCGACCUCCGUUGGGGACACCAACAAGAAACUCAGGUCCAGAUUUCCACGAUUGAAUUUCACGCGCACACCGAAUUGGAACAGAGAGCUGUUUGCAAUUGAAUACGAAGCGUCCUACGAACGUGUUAAACGGUUGUACCCAGAAAACUUCCUGGUGAGUGAUACGUUGCACAACUUGAUUGAGCUAAUUGUGCGAGAUUUUGUACGGUCGUGGUACUCGCGUAUCACGCCAGACGAACGAUUCUUGGUGGAACUCCAGGUGCAAAUCACCUGUAUUAUAGAACGAUUACAGCAGAGAUUGAGCGAGAUGGAUCUGAGCGAGUUUGUGGUCUAUCGUAUCCUGCCCAUCAUCACCGACCAUUACAACAAUUUCAUCGCAGCCCAUGACACCGUUAAGAACAAGAAGUCUGCUGGAAACAGAUCGUUCACUAAUACCUGGGAUAUGGACAAUAUCAUUGCGUCGAGCUAUAAUAAGGGGAAGCUGCAUCCUGCGGUGAAGUUGAAGAGCGUCGAUCCUGAAGAUGACAUUCAGCGAUGGCUGAGUCAGAUGAUCUCUAAGAUUUUGGUCCAUCUUGUUGACGAGAACGAGAUCCAGUCUCCGCCGGUGUUUGUGCUUCUUCGAGAGAUUCUUCAAAAAUGUGUGUUUUUGCAGAUUGUUCGACUGCUCUCUGAUCCUGAUUUCUACAACCAACUAGUUGAGAACAAACUGGGAUCUGCAAUGAAAGACCGGCUCGACGUGAAGAAGUUCAGAAACGCAUUGAGCAAGCACAGUAUGGAUAAUUUGAGAAACCCCCGUUCGCUUCUUUCCAAAGGACGACUCAGUCCUAAAAGCGAUACCGCAAAGUUCCACAGAGUCUUGCGAGAAAUCAAUCGGUGCGAGUCCGUGGCAGAUCUGAAACAGUACAAGUACUACGUCACUCUUCAGUUAAACAGAGCAGCAAGAAACGAUUCACCGCAGUACCAAACUUACAGAGAACGGCUGGCCACCGUUCACAAUAUGGCCGAGAAACAGCUACUUUAUCUUCUAGAGCCAUCUGGCACGCUCAUGGAACGCAGCAAGUCCGUGGUUGCUAAUCUGGAGAUCUCGCUUACAGAGGUGCUGAACGAUACGGCAAAACUGUCUAUUUUCACAGAGUUUAUGGAUCAAAGAAGGCGCACUCCUUUGUUGCAACUUUGGUUGGUUGUCAAUGGUAUGCGGAACCCUCUGGACGACGUGUACGACGUUUCUGUGGAGGAUAAUAGUGAAGACGAAGAGGAGAUGGAGUAUUCCAUGACAAUGGCACAAAGCGAAGACAUUUGCCAGAUAUAUGAACAUUUCUUCAAUAAUCCUUUGCUGAGGAUCGAUGCCAAGUGCUACGCAAUUGUUUCGCAGUUUGUGCAGUCACAGCCCCCGGAUCCUGUUCUGUACCACAAAGCUCGGAAGAAUAUUUUCAAGCUCCAGGAAAUGGUGUUUGAACGGAUGCAGAAAACCGACUAUGUUGCAUUCAAGCAGUCUGACUUGUACUUGAGACUUGUUGCUGCCGAAGAGCGACAUAAACUCAAGAGCGAAGGCCAGGAGUCGUUUUUGGAGGACGACGAGACUAAUGGCGAUCCGUUGGCAGACUAUCAGGAACAAGGCAAUGACGACCAGAAGGUGAGCGACGUGGUUUUGAAAGCAGUUGAGGACGUUUUAAACGAGCUUGCCAACGACGGCUCGGCACGUCCAGGACUGGAUCCUACCAAUUCUGCAUUUUCAUCGUCAGAAGACUUCUCGGAGGCGCCUUCCGGGGUGAGUACGCCUCGAAACUCCAGACUAUUGAGCAAAGACGUCCAGCGCGACCUGUUUGGAGAAACAGAUGACGGGAACGGACUGUUUGACGCAAAUUCUGAGCCAAUCGACGAGAAAGAGUCUAUAAAGUCGAUGAAGCUGUUUGACGAGGACGAAAGCUUUGACGAAGACGAAGUGACAAUGAGUUCUUCGCAGGAGCUGAAAUUGGCGGCUCCUGAGAAUCUUGAUUUGGGAGACGAAAUUGACAAGCUGAGCACGGAGAUCGAAAAACUCGAGCAACAGCUACACAUCAUUGAGCCGCUGUUGAACAAGGCCGAGAUCACCAACAACGUUUCUGAACUCAAGAUCCUGAGCAAGACGCAAACGAGUUUGAAGAAGGAAUUGCAGCUGAAAGAGUUGCAAAAACAGCAGUACAUUCUACAAGAGAACGAAAACACGUUGUAUGGCAACAGCAGAGUACGAAUACAGUCGUAUAUUAAUGGAAGCGAUGACGGAAAGGAAUACAUACUGUACAUUAUCGAGGUGCAGAAGUUGGCUGCGGAUUCCAGCGUGAUUGCGGGCUGGAUGGUGGCCAGAAGAUUCAGCCAAUUUUUCAAGCUCAACAACUACCUGAAGAACAGGUACCCUGAGGUGGCAGAUCUGGAUUUCCCCAAACGGAAGGUGGUGAUGAAGUUCCAGCAACGGUCGCUGAUUGUUGAGCGUCAACGGAAGCUGGAGCAGUAUCUGCAGUCGAUCAUCAAGAUCGAGAAAGUUUGUCAGGACAGGGUUUUCCGAAGCUUCUUGUCUUCAGAGCUGUUUGACACGAACGUGGAGGGGUCGUCGAAUGUGCUGCGCAACCUGGGCCGUCCAGGCAAAAGUGCCGUUAACAUGGCCUCCAAGUUGUACAACAACAUCUCCAGCCAGCUCCAGCUGCAGUACAAGACUUCUCCCGUGGACGACGGCCAGCAACCCAAUUUGGAGAUGGAGAAGGAACUGUCGAGUUUGGACGACGACAUGGACAGCCAGGCGAAGUCUGUUUCGUUUGUGCGGCCAAUCAGCGAGUUUCUGAUUAGCGUUUUCUGGUUAAAGAACUCGAUGGUUUGGCUGCGAGGCCGGGCUAUCAUUCUUGUUCUGCAACAGCUGCUGGGCUCGACGAUCGAGAAGAUCGUGCGGAUCAACGUCGAGGGCAAGCUCAAGGACUCUGCGACAGUCGGGAGCAUUUUGACCAUGUUGCAAGACACGCUCUGGCCAAACGGGUCGUUUAGGAAAUCUGGCACACCACGGACUUUGAUCGAGAAGGGACAGAGCAAACGACAUGCCAAGACUAUACUGGAGUUCUUCAUCUCCGACACCUGCUCGAAAGUGUUUGGGGCAGCGUGUUCGAAGCUUGCGGCGGAGACCACUUUCCAGUUACUGCAGAACCAGGUUCUCAAUAGACAUUUGGUGUUGACGAUUCUUCAGGAGACUUUGGAGGCGCUUUUCCCCGAGAUCGAGCAAUGA
Ogataea philodendri is the source of this 3438-nucleotide messenger RNA. RefSeq lists its product as uncharacterized. NCBI's taxonomy places the organism in Eukaryota, Fungi, Ascomycota, Pichiomycetes, Pichiales, Pichiaceae. Bases 1 to 3438 code for a protein of 1145 amino acids. The record is from RefSeq and is a predicted model, not a curated record. Gene Ontology annotation, molecular function: phosphatidylinositol binding. The transcript has a single exon. Gene Ontology annotation, cellular component: intracellular membrane-bounded organelle.